AUGGAAACAUGGAACAAUAUUGCUGGAAACGAAAUAUGGAUGAUGACAUCCAAUAGCCGUUAUCCAAACAAACCUGACACCACAGUGAAGCUGGCCAGUCUCGAGUCUCCACGAAGUGGUAAUAAUUUGCCUGAUAGUUAUGGACUUCGAAUGACCACAUACUAUAAGGUAAGAAAAAAGUUAGAUAAUACUCUUAGUUUUAGUGAGCCAAAUAUUACAUAUUUACACUGGACCAAUAUUGUAUGUGACUUUCAAUUCUGUAACCCAGUUUCGAUUCUGAUAAUAUGCAGUUGCCUGAUUAUAAUUUGGCCUCAGUCGCACGUGAGAAUUAAGAGUGUUUUCCAGUUUGAAACUGCGGUUACUUUCUCUGGUAAUACUGGACCAAUAAGUUAUGACUCUUACUGCUGGUGGAACAGAGCAUAUGCCUGUCAGGGCAGAGCAUAUGCCUGUCAUGUCUGCGACUGAUCUCGAAUUUUAUAAUGUACGAUUUUCUCAGUUGCCUGCAUGCAUGUGAGAAGAAUGCUUCCAUUUAGAGUGGACUCUACCAAACACCAUGCAUUAUCUCCAGAUACUCAGAUUUUCUGUCUGUAGUAACACUGAAUCAGUAAGAGAUGAUCUUUACCGGACCACUUGGAGGAACAGUUUAUAAGUGGUAGAUCUGUCCAGUACAAAUAAAAUUCAUUUAGUCUUUGCCAGCCCGACGAUUUAGUCCCGCUAUGCAAAUAUUUUCAUGUUCAUUGACUGUGAAAAAAAUCAAUUUCUAAAGAAAUGAAUAAUGAUAAUAAUUUUGAAUUUGCAUAGCGGAACUAAAUUGUCGGGCUGACUACGCCACUGGUAACACUGGAUCAUUGAGUGUUAGCACUUACUAGACCAAAAUGAAGAACAAUCUACAAGUGAUAGAACUAUAUCAAGGAUAAAUAAGAUAAAUAUAGUUAGAUAAGUUUAACAUGACAUUCUUGGUUAAACUUUAUUUUUAGGCUCCCGAGACUGGAGCAUAUACAUUCUAUGUAUCUGGUGAUGAUCAGUGUCAGUUGUCUAUUGGUACGGACGAAAAUCCAGAUAAUCUGAAGUUAUAUGUAUUGUUUCCACGUGGAUUGUGGACCAAUGUUAACCAAUUUGACAAGUACGUUAUUCCAUAACACUAGAAAAUACUUGCAUGCAGAAACCCUCGCCUUGUUGACAUGGUAACACGAUAAUUUUAAGAAUAGUUUUAAAAUUGAAAAAUCCCCCCAAAAUAUCACUUUUAAUUACAAAAUGAUCAAUUUCCCAAACAUAUAUAUGCUAGGUACUGUAUGUUAUUAUACGUAAUAUAAGCUAAUGUAAAAAUCAACCACAAACGCUUCACAAAACGUUUCAAAAUGUUCUUAAAACUAAACUGCCUUUUAUCGAUAAACAUUGAGUUUCAAAAUCGAAAUAAAUUGAUUUCAAAUUCUUGCAUGAAAAUAACUUUGCUUUCCACUUUAUUUAAAUAUUUUAAUAUACAAAAAAAGGGUAAUUAAUAAAAAUACACUCAAAUUAUAUGCUGUCUUUUUUCACUUAUAUACGCAACCAUCGUAUCAGUUUUUAAAGCAAUUAUAAAGCAAACAAUAUAUUAUAUUAAAAACAAACUUUAAUACCUUCAUUAACGUCGGCGACUUUCGGUUUUUGGCUCUUAAAAAUGUUUUGAAAUUUGCAAAAUCUUGCAAAAAUACAAUAUAUUUGCUGAUUUGCGAGAAAUGUUCGUUAUUUUCGCUGUCGUCAUUUGUCAUCAAAUCAAUCACAACAACAAAUUUUAAAUUUGACCAAUCAGUGUUCGCUAUUCAUGACAGUCCGCCACAUAUUUUGAGAUCAGUGAGGAUGACCACCCACUCAACACCGUUGGUGGCCCAACAGGCCCACGCCUGCGAUAAUUGAUGUACUUUAGGCUUCGCUAAUGCUUUCGUUUCCCCCGAUAUAAAUAGCUGGGCGGAAUUAGUACCCUCGCCCCGGGCUUACAGCCGGAACGGUGCUCCGCGCCGUUGGCUCCGGGGGAUAAGACACGACUAUUAUCUUGACCGAAUACAUAUAGUGGCUUUUGUGUCGAUCCCUGUAGAAUACCCCAUAAAAGCUAUUAGGAAGCUUACCUUCAAUAAGAAAGGGUAUAGCCUAUAACCUAAAUUAUAUGUUCUUUUUCAAUGCGAUACGUAUAUAUGUCGACCAAUGUAUAUAAUUUCAAACAAUUUAGCUUGAGUUAACAUGAUCAGGAUCACAUACAGAACUAUCUCCUAAUAAUAUACGAUUUAAGAACGAGAUAAGCUAUAUGUUUAUAAUGUUUUUACUUAACUUCCAUGGGUAUAGAGAGAAUUGUAAAGUUAAUUGAAUUGAAUACAAAUUAUUAAUAUACAGUAUCUUGUUCAUUUAUAAAGAAACUCUGCUCGGCAAACCACAAGUCCGAUACAACUGCAAAAAGGCAGAGUGUACUUCAUCGAAGCCUUGAUGAAAGAUACAGGAGGUCCUGAUCAUAUUAUUGUCAGAGUCAAACUACCAAGUGGAAUUAUUCAAACACCUGUCUCAAAAGACGAUCUCUAUACUUCUCCACCAGGUAAAACCAAAAUCAUUUUGUGUGUGAUUUUUAAUUAAUCCAAAUAAAGAGUCCUCGAAAUUUUCCCGCAGGUGAAACUGUAAUUCUAUAAGUUGGCUGAAACGAUAAGUUGGCCGCCACACUUUUGGAUGUGUUAGUUCCCUAGUCAAAGGCGCGCAUGAUCAGGCUUUGAGUACUGUUUACAACAUGAGCGGCCGUGUUGUAUCGGAUAUAAGAUAUAAAAUAAUUUAAAUAUUUUAAAGUUAUCUAGCAAGCAAAGGAUGUUGAAUACAUAUCGGGAUUUUGAGCAUCUCGUUAUGGAUAGAACUAAUAGUAGAUUGGUUUUUGUAAAUGGAACGCUGCUAAUGCUGUUGUAGAUAGUUGCGAAACUGAUUCUGGUUAGGUACCACUGAUAUCUUAUUACUAUCUUAAUUUCAUUAAUUUAGCUGACGCUGUUCCCACUCCGCCUUCACCCUACGGUAAGAAUUUUUAUCUUCACUUUGUUUCCUACAAUCCUAACAUAACUGGGGUGUACGUUGAUGACGAAGUAGUUAAUGUAUGUGCCCUUCAACUUAGCAAUUAAGGUGCGAUUUUGCAGUUGUCUAAUUGCAAUUUCUCCUUGGUCACACGUGAGAACAGCCCUUCUGGUUAUCUGGUUUCCUACUGCAAAAACACUGGGGCAAUAAAGCAAGCCCCUUACUGGAUUUAUACAAGUCCCUUACUGGAUCUCUAGUUUAGAACUGAUAGGGCUAUCUAGCAUAAAGCUAGUUUUGUUAGAUUACCUUCAAUAUAGUUACGCCUAACCAAUUCGUGAUAGACAGAAAAAUAUGGCUAUCCAGUUAAAUAAAGUUAGUUAAUUUAGGUUUUCUCCUCGCCGCAUUCUCCAAGAAUGACACUUGCUCUCAGCAAACAAAUUAUCACUUGUCAACUUGACUAUUUUUAUUUAUCCAAUAGAAAACGGGGCAAUUAUGGAUAUCUGGAGAAAUAUUGGCCGUAGUGAUCUUGCACCGCUUCUAGCUGAUCCACGUUAUCCAGCAAAACCUUAUACUUCGAAUAAGAUGCCAGGAUUGGUUUCGCCUGCGAAUAUUGGGGAUAAUUAUGGGUUGCGAUUUAAAACCUUCUACGUAGUAAGUUCCCAGAAAUUAAGGAUAAGUAUUACUAAGUAUAUGGUUAGUCAAGUCCGUAAUGUAAACAAACGGUUUGUUUACAUUACAUUACAACUACUGUAUUUCUUUUUUAAAAUGUGAUAUACUGUCUGAAUAUCUAACACUAUUUUGGUUCGCUAUGCUUUUAAAUGAAUAUGAAAUAGAGUUUAUGUUCAGAAAAAUUCGAAACAUUCGAAAUUUGGGCAAUUUUCACAUUAGAGGUCCUCACAUUGUUAUGAGCAGGACCGAUGCGCAGAGCGGACUUGACUUCCACUUUAAGGUUAUGGCAAGGUUAACGGCAGUUGUAUUAUGGAAGCUGAAGUCUAUUAAGGAGAUAAGGGAAAUCCAUGACUUCACAUUUAGUUAAGGGGAUUUUACGAUCGACAUGUAUCCUUUGGUAUAUUUGGCCCGUUUUUCUGUAUUUUCCCUUGCCUAGUUGUGGCAAAGUUUUGGCCUUGUUAACCCGUUCGCCCUUACACCAACCAUGCAAGGCGUCAGUACUAGGCUUUUGACGAAGUAUACCAUGGCUCAAAAGUUCUCUAUUUCUUCAUGUACCGGCAGUUCAAACACAUGUAUAAAACACCCACACUGGACAUAUAUUUUGUUAAUUUUUUCUAGGCUCCUGAAACUGGAUCUUAUACAUUCUACGGUGCUGGGGAUGACCAGUGUAGGCUUUCAAUAAGUUCAGAUGACAAUCCUAAAAACCUGAAUCAAAUUCUUCAGUUUAAGAAAGGUCUUUGGACCAAUCGUGAUGAAUGGGAGAAGUAAGAAACACUGCAGUAUAUUAAAUUUUAUUAUCAAUUCUAUACAAAGCUCCGGUCAAAUGAGGAUGAGACAUGAUGACAGAUACCAAGAUGAUCGCCAACUAUCAUCGACUCUCGUGCACACUAUCACCUAUUACCGACUUUGAGCUGGUUCAAAUUUUUAUGUGUUCAAGUUUUUGCUCGGUAAUAUCAAGCCAACGUUCAUCAACUCUUAUGCAACUCUUGUUCUCGUUUGACCUGUUGACCACCAGGACUAUAAUUACUAUCUCACAUUUUCAUUCCACAAUGUCUCAGAACGUCUCGUCUUUAUUUUGUUCUUGUUCUUAACUUCUUCAUGCUGUUUCAGUCGUUCUUCUUUCACCUUUUCUGCAUUGUUUACCAGCCCAUUUUUGAUAUCUUUGUUCGACAAUAACUCUGACCAGCUGUCUUCCAACCCUAUUACGUGUUCUUGUGAUAUCUUCAUUCCUUAUCUUGACCAUCAGCAAAACACCUAUAGGAUCCAUCUCGACCAUGUGAAUGUAUCUCUGUCCUUCUUUGCAUGUUUUGUUCUUGAACCGAUUAAUAAUUUUGAAAAAUAGUUGAACUAUGUAUACUGUUACCUUUACACAGAGAUCCGUCUCAAACGUCUUCUCCAGUCCAGUUGGAGAAAGGAAAAAUUUAUUACAUGGAAGCACUGUUGAAAGAGGGAGGUGGCGGUGACCAUAUUGCUGUCGGAGUAAAACUGCCUAGUGGUUCUCUGCAAAGACCCAUCUCGCAGGGGGACAUCUAUAUCAGACCACCAGGUAUAAUAUGUGGCAUAUAAAGGUGGUGUGACAAAUGAAUGCAGUGUAGAAAUGAAACGGUAGCUUAUGCCGGGGACUUGCCAUAGGGUUGUUUCUCCUUCGUGAAGGUAAAGGAAGAUAGGUAGUUGGGUAGAGAAAAGAUCUGGUUCAUGCAAUAUGCAUGAUAUCGUUUAUCAUGAUGUCAUCAUGAUCAUUUAUAUAUAGGGUUUUAGUUGCAGCUGUAAAGUUGGUAGAAAUUGGAAAUUAAUCCGAUAUUGUGGAUGGUACACAAGAGAUUAUUGAUUAUAUGUGUUCAGUAUUUCGAUAACGUUUUUGUUAGCGAAUGCACGUAUAUGUUAUCACCGGAGUGUGUGCUUGCGUUUGGAGGUUAGGGUGUAUCGAAAGUCGGGCAUUUUCAGUUUCUCCUACAGUUUUUCCUUCAGUUUCUUUCCUCCCUACAAAUUUAGGUCCAUACGGCUAUGGAAGUGUGCUUCCAGUUUAAGUCUAUCAAAUCAUAUCCAGAUACCCUAGUUUCUUUCCACUGCCAGAAUUAGCACGGUGGUCGUUUUUGGACACCCUCAACCCCAGUGAAAGCAGUUCAACAAAUCUCGUAAGGCUAUACCCCGUGCUUUUGAACAGGGGAGGAUGGAACCAUGUGAUUGUUUAUAUGUUUUAUGUAUAUAUUUAUAUUUCUAAAACUUUAUCUGUAUUAUUUAUAGUAUCUCAAGCACCGGUGGGCGGUCCCACUGGAAACCCUUCAGGUAUUACAGUGCUCUGCUUAGAUCUGUUAGUCGUAUCUGCUUGUGCAUAUAUACGCUUAAGGUGGCUCCCUACAGUUAUAGUCCAGUUUAAAAUAUUUAUAUAGCUCAGACGUCAUCCUCGCGACUCGCGCGUGGAAUCUUCGUGGCCCGGUAAAAAUCUUGAAACAACUAAACAAGCCGCGGGAAGUUGUUUUUGUAUUUUUAUCUGCAAAGAAAACGCCAGUUUUUUUAUUAUAAUCCUAAACUUUUCAACAUUCGAACAGUACGUAUGUUGUUAGCUAGUUUUUACCUACAUUCAGUGUGUUUUUUUAUAUAUUUAAUACGUUCAGUACUGUAUUUCAUAAUGCUCACAAUGUUCAACAACAGUGUCCUGAAAUUAUAUUUUAUACUGUCUUGAAGGCACUCCUGAAUUGUCACUGAAACUUACGUAAAUCCUGUCAUUCAACUCAGUUCACAUGUAGUUUUUUAUCUGCUGAAUCCAAUAAAACUAUAAUGCAGCUGACAGUUACGAGUUGUUUUAUACGAAAAGUCAAACUCUACUUGAAAGUUUUCACACCGAUUUUCACAACAAAACUAAAUUUAAGAAACGUUCGAUUAAGUCAGUGCGUUAUUGUGUUGUCAAUGUUUCGUAUUUUGAAUAUAUAUAUCUUUUAUUUUCAUUUCAAAUAAGUAAAAAAUAUCUGUGUGAUACAUAUAAGCCAAAAACUCAAAGAGAAAAUUGCUAAAAAAGCCAACUAUUAUAAACCGUACGUGUUUCGUGUUCCUCACGCAAAUAGUGAUCAUGUCGAAUCGCUAUUUUGUUACGUCAACAGCUUCAACUGGAUUUAGGACUAUCGACUUCAAAACGAAGGCUACCUAAAAUACUUAAAAUUUUAGAAAACUGUAGGGAGCCACCUUAAGUGUUUAUGAUGAUAAUUUAUUUGACUCACAUGUUUUCUUCCCCCUUUUUCUAGUGCGUGUAAAAGUUGACAUAAUAAGUGAAGGAUGCAACGACCCUGGAAUAAGAGGUUGUGGUAUGGGAUCUAUCCGAAUUAAUGGCAUUGAACGGUCCUAUAGAAAACGUGGAUAUAAUUUUGUUGUCUUGGAUUUCUCAACUGGUAGGUCAUGCGCAUUUUGAGGAACGAGGGCAGGGGUUUACUUGGAUUGGGUGACUUCCCUGCGCCUGGAAACACAGUACUGUAAGUACAGUUUGGUUCGUAUCCUGUGCUUCGAGGAUUUUUCAGUCCAGGUUCUCUGGUUUUCCUCCCUCAUCAAAAACCCUUAGUGUAAAAGACGGUCAGCCAAAACCUGAAAAUGUGCAACGAAAUUUGUUUGAUGCCAUUUUCUGUUACAAGUUGUCAAUUGACAUUUUCUUAGAGUAUAGACAAUAAUGAACAAGAAUAUAUUAGAUCUUGGCAACUUUGAUUUUGGCUAUACAGGGUGUAUCAGAAAAAACUGAACAGAUUUGAAAUUGCUCUCAAUUUUGCGAAACACCUAUUUGUAUCCGGUUUUUUAUAUAUAUAGCUUCUUUGGGUACUUAUAAUGUAGAAUAAUGAAAAAAAUUUCUUGAACUCAAAUUUUGUGAACCAGGGGGGUGUGUCUUUUCCAACAAACUAAAAAUGGCUCGCGCACAAAAUUUAAAAGUUGUAAUCAUGUUUUGAGUUAAUAGAUGGAAAAUUUGUCGGGUUUUUAAUUACUGUACAAAAUUUCAGACAAUUUGAUUUAGUUUAAGCCCUUUAACUAUUCACGCAAAGUUACAUUUUUCCUAACUGAAAUCAGCUUUUCGCAUGCUUAAUUAAUGCAUUUGCCUAAUUUGCAUAUGUCAGCAAUAUGCAAAUUAGGUAAAGGCAUUAAUUAAGCAUGCGAAAAGCUGAUUUUUUAGAAUAAAAUAAAUAGUUAAAGGGCUUAAACUAAACCAAAUUGUCUGAAAUUUUGUACAGUAAUUAAAAACCCGACAAAGUUUCCAUCUAUGAACUCAAAAUAUGAUUACAUCUUUUAAAUUUUGUGCGCGAGCCAUUUUUAGUUUGUUGGAAAAGACACACCCCCCUGGUCCACAAAAUUUGAGUUUGAGAAAUUUCUUUCAUUAUUCUACAUUAUAAGUAUCCAAAGAAGCUAUAUAUAUAUAAAAAACCGGAUACAAAUAGGUGUUUUGCGAAAUUGAGAGCAAUUUCAAAUCUGUUCAGUUUUUUUUUAUACACCCUGUAUAUAUAUAGAACGUGUGGUUAGAGCUCGAUAACUGAGCUCUGUAGUGCCGCAGGUUCGAUUUCUGACUGAUUUCAAGUCUAUAGUUGCUUUCCUCAGCUGCUCCUGGUUAGAUGCAUCUACAGAAUACCCUUCAAGUCGGCUUCAACUGUGUUCGUAUUUCGCUACAAGUUUACAUUGAGAAUGAUUUUAAUUAAUAGAGGGUGGGGGGCGUAGUUUUUCAGUGCUUGUAGACUGGGGGCUGAAAAUACUGCAUGCACUCAAUCGCAUACGCCAAGGGAAGAAACGUAGAGGUAUGACUAGUCAUGUCGUUUAUAGAGGCCUCCAUAUUAACAAUCGUAUACAACAAACGUAUCUUCUAAAUGAUUGGCUUAUUCACACUCUAGACACUCCAACAAAGGAAGAAUUACCCGAAGUAAGAAAAUCUUACCAGGAGUUUCUUCAUUCAUUACGAAGUAACUCAAAAUCUCCCGAAGAAGAAGAACAGGGACUUCUGUUUGAGAAAGUAAAUGUUAGAAAGGACGCCACGAAGAAAGAUGAUUUGAAGGUUGAAGAUAUUUCUAGUGAGGAGGAACAGUAAGUGUCACCCAAUAAUUCCAUACUUUAUACUCUUAAAGGGAUAUAUGGCAAUAUAAAUUAAGUUUGUCGUAUUUGAAAGAACAUUUAAAAUUAUACCUAAACUUCCUUUACAAUUAUUCCGUAUCUUGCUUGGUUUUCGAAAUAAAUCGACUUAUUUUGAUCAAAAGCAGCGUUCAUUCCGCCAUCUUGGAUAUACAUUCGAUAUGCGUACGUCACAAGUAGGGUAAAAAGCGAACGUUUUAUCUUGCAAACCACAUGUCAUUAUCAAUAUGAAACUCGAUUUUCCGAAGUAUUUUCAGCUCUUACAGGUAAACUACGUGAAGCGUUCCUCUUUUGAGUUUCUAAAUUGAUUGCAAUUUUCCUCAUUACUUUUGCAAUUUAAAAAACUCCCUUGCAAAUCCCUUGAGGGAAUUUGCAAUGUUGCUAAAAGCCAAAAAAAUUUUCCUCAGUUCCUGUUAGAAGUUCUUAACUUCCUGUUACAAGUUCCUAACUUCCUGUUCUGUUCUGGGCGUUGCAAUUGGCUAACAAAAAUAAUCGACCAAUAACAACGCUCAGAACAGAACAGGAAGUUAGGAAAUUAAAACAGGAAGUUAGGAAAAUUUAAAAUGAAGUUUGGAAUAUUGUAAAUUCCCUCAAGGGAUUUGCAAAGAGUUUUUCAAAUUUGCAAAGUUAAUGAGGAAAAUUCCAAAUGAGUUACGAAGUCAAAAGAGGAACGCUUCACGUAGUUUACCUGUAAUUAACUCACAACAUUUUAAGAAACUGUUCGAAGAAAUUUAGUCCCACAUGAGGAAGUUUUAACAAGUUUACCAUGCUUGUGACGUCAUCAAAAACUCAGUUAAUUAGUCAAUGUGAUUAGAAGCGAACUUUCUCUAAGCCUCAUUUAAAUGUAAUAAUUUUCUUUUUAGUAACGACCAGAAGGCUUUUUUUAUAAUAAAUUUAAUAAAUUCUAACAACGUUUCGGAGUUUACUCCAUCAUCAGGUUACAUUUAUACGCACUAAUAACGGUCGCAUGCUUUAACGGGUUUUUUAGUGCGUAUAAAUGUAACCUGAUGAUGGAGUAAACUCCGAAACGUUGUUACAAUUUAUUAAAUUUGUUAUAAAAAAAGCCUUCUGGUCGUUACUAAAAAGAAAAUUAUUCAGUUAAUUAGGUCAAAUAUAAUACCAAGAUGGCGGGCUGCACACCUGUUUUUGUCAAAAUAUUUCGAAAACCAAGCAAGGUACGAAAAAGUUGUAAAGGGUCUUCAUAUAUAUAACUUUAAAAGUUAUUUCAAAUAAGACAAAGUUGAUUUUUAUUGCCAUAUCCCUUUAAGACUUAAGCUAUGUUUGAGGCAGUUUAGAAAGUAGUCGCAGGGAUAUUACGCGCAUGGCUGACGCUGUGUCGCUCCCGGACGGGGCAGGACUGAACCGUUUAAAAUUCUUUUUCAAUUUGAAAGGACUCAGCCUUUUGCAUUUUGAAAGUCUCGUAUCAAAUGAUGCAAAGUGUAUUUCUGCCUUAUAAUCAGGAUUUGUAGAUGGAAAUUUCGAGCGGCAUUUUUACACAUUUAUUAGCAGCUCACUUGGUUAGAGCACUGCACCGGAAUCGCAACGCCACAGGUUCGAUUCCUGCCAGAGGGUCGAUAGUGGCAUUUUUCGCAACUGCUCCUGGUUAACAAUUAUUUCUGUCUUUGGAUCUUUGAAUACAGCUAAUUCAAAAAAGGUUGUCUUUCAAUAACCUUAAACAUUGAGCGCGCAAGGCAUGAUGGGUAACUUCAUAUUUAGAGAAGCUGAAACUCGGGAAAUUUGCUUCGCAACAAUGCUAAGACAUAUGUAAUCAACUCUUUCGAUGCAGGGCUAUUUCGUUCACUAUGUUUGUCCAAGGCUCUAUCUAAAUAAGCAAUACCCAUCAUACUUUGCGCGCUCAAUGUUUAAGGUUUAAGACUUUGUGAAGGACAACCUUUAUCGAAUUAACUCUAUAUAAAAUCCCAAAAUCUUUUUCUAAAGGUUUUGAACAAUUCUAAAUUACAUCUUGUUACGAGCAACCCAGAGAAACUUACAGUACUUGGCAGUGGUUUUUAAGUUCCUUCUGCCAACCAGGCCUGCGUUGCCUUCCACACCUUUUCAGUGUUGUUAAUUUGGUCGUUUUAUUUUCAGAUCGUUUUACCAGACAGCUGAAUUGAUGGAUGUUUCACCAAUAGCUCUAAAUACUGGAAGAUAUGACACAGACUCCAAGGUAAAUUAAAACAAUCUAUUUAUGGUAUAGCCUGUGUGGCCAACGCUCGGCCUCGUUGAAACGGAAAAUGUGAACGAAGAUAGAGCCUACCAGAAAACACGAGAUGUAGGAAAAACCCCGGGCCUAAAGAAAUCUUUUCCCUUUUAAAUGUAUCAAUGAAGAAGAAGAAAUGUACUGUAAUACUAUAUUCGCUGGUGCGUGAACAUGUCAAUUAAUUCACGUUGUUGACCACUCAAAUUCUACGUUCAAGAAUUGAACGGCGUUUAGUCAGGAAAGCUAAGUUUUCCAGCAGGCCCUCAUUCUCCAUUUCCGUUCUAAUGUCAGACUAUUGUACUUGGAGGUUGGUGCCGUUCGAGGUAUUGAGAUUUAAGAUUUUUAAAAUCAUCAAUUUCCAAAAUAGCAGUAACAACUGAAUUGCUUUACAAUUGCGUAGUAGGAGAAUAAAAGAUUAAGUAUAUGCUAUAUAUUUACAAGUAACACUAUAAUUAUGUAAUUAGAUAAAACAUACUACAACAACUGAGAGUUUAAUUAUUGUUAUAAACACGAGCAGUUGUGAUUUUUUAUGAGUGGUUCUAGAAAAAUAUAUAUAAUAGAUGAUUCCAGCUAUAUAGACGAAAUUUUGAUCUAGACAAGAAGAACGAAAUCCUUUACCAUAGCUGGAAAGAGCAUCUUAAAAUGAGUAAAAUUGCAAAGUUUGGUUGCGAAAUAUUGUAAAAUGAGGAAAAUAUAGCCCUGUGAAGUUCGCAAAUUUUAUACACAUUUGCAUUAUUCGCGGGAAAAAUAACCAUUUUUGAGCCCGAAUUGGUUAUUUUUACCGCGCGUAAUACAAAUAUAUACAAAAUUUGCGAACUUCACAGGGCUAUAUUUUCGUCAUUUUACAACAUUUCGCAACCAAACUUUACAGCUUUACUCAUUCUAAGAUGCUCGUUCGAGCUGUGGUGUUGGAUUUCGUUCUUCUUGCCUAGAUCAAAGUUAGUCUAUAGCUGGAAUCACCCAUUAUGAAGGCUUACCAAGAUAUUAUACAAAAUAUCCAAGAACUUCUCAGAAGCAAUAAGGAGAAAAUUGCAGUCAAAAUUUCCAAUAAAACAUUGUCAAUAAUUGGUCACAGUUGUAAUCACGGGCGUUCGAUUUUAUACCAAAUUGAACCAUGCUGUACUCAAUUAAUUAUUAAAAAUUUCGUGGUUAAUCUAAAAUUAACACUGUUUGGGCUACCUCAAUGCUCCUGGUUAAAUGUCCUGGUUAAUUUAACCACAGUCCUGGUUAAUUUAAACGGGAUUUCUGGUUUAAUCAGGCUAUCAGGUUGGAAUUGACCAGAUUAUGUUAGGUGGAUUAUUAACCUCUUGGUUAAUAGUCGCCCUAAUAUAAUCUGGUUAAUUCAAAUAUAUAGCCUAGUUAAAUUAGCCACGACUAUGAUCAAAUUAACCAGGACUACAUGUAAUUAAAUUAACCAUGAAAUUUAGCCAAGAACAUUAGGUUACCCCAAACAGUGUUCAUUUUAGAUUAACCAGGAAAUUUUUAACCAGGGACGGAUGGGGUGUUUUAGUAUGUACUAAGUAGGAAGAUACAGCAAAGGUUACUCUACACUUGUACCUGUAAUUUAUAGCGGUCUAAAAUCGUAUCACCAAGUACGUUUGUCUAAAUUAUCGUUUUUCCAUACAGCGUUUACGCACGUGCUCUCUACCCGACCUUCGUUUAUUAUUUGAAACUGUUACUGAAGACGAGUGUGUGAAACUGUCUACGGGAGAAGGCGAGGGAGGCUUGGUAGAUUGUGAUAAUAUAAAACCAUCAUCAUUGGUGAAUUGUGAAGAUGAUGAUGAUCCUGGGCAAGAAGUUGACAUUGACAUUGCAUGCGAGGAAAGGUAAGUGUGAAAAUAGGUUUAUGUUGGUAUAUAUGGCGCAAGGUUGGGUACGGUAAAUUAAUCAAUAUCCAGCUCCUCUUUGCAGCAUUUCUGUCGUCGUAAUAUUACAUCGAGUACUCUCACUUCUAGCCUAGACUAUUUAUGUUAGCAACUAGCAACAAUUGUUUUAUAACUCUCCUUACGAGCCUACCUCCUGAACCUUGCGUGUGGGACUGUAGGAAAUCUGAGUUGCUGGAGAAAACCCACGGCACAGCUUUCACUGACUUUUCCCAUACUAGUCUUUUGAGCUCGUAGCUACGGUCGAAAUUCUCCCAGUCGCGGUUGUUGGACCUCCACAGGAAUUGUGUUAUCUCGUUAAAGUUCUGUGAUUUUUCCUCAGCUACUUUGUAGACUUAACCUUACUCUAACCUUCCAGUUAGCGUUUGGCAACUGCAUACGCUCUGUACGGGGCCACAGGUUCAAUUUCUGCCCGAAGGCCUAUGAUUGCAUUUUUCGCAGUUCCUCCCGGUCAGGUCUAAAAUAUGCAUGUAUAUAUAACUUGUUCUCUCGAAAUUUCCAUCCACAAAAAUCUUUUUCUCGUAUUUACUUUGCAGUGAUGAAGAAAGUCAAGAUUAUAUCAGUAUGUUGGCUUCAAUGGAAGAUGUUCUAGUCAGUGAUGGUGAGUUUUAUUUCUUGGCAAAAAUUCUGCAGGUCCUGUUUUUUUUUUCAGAGGAGGUUGGACAGCUAAUUAGGCGAAUCUGGGCGAAUCUCUCGACCAAUCAGAUUGCGCCAUUUUCCUCAUGCUCGCAUGAAGCUUUUGGCAUCGAAAAUUUACAUAGGGCUCAUAAAUAUCGACUUUUUUCAUAUUGUUAUGCACAUUUUUUUGGAAAUUUCACGCGAUACUACUUUUACAACAGUGAAUCUACCCAUUGGGACGGUAUCUUGAAAGGUAAGCGUUAUUUUCCAGUUUAUUUUGACCUCUCACUUUAGGCGCUAUGCCGUCGCGAUGUAAUUUAAUGGCGUUUCUGUCAACAAUCUUUGAAGACAAAAAUCUCAAAUUUCCACGGUUCGAUUUCGCUAUUUUUUUCACGAUUAGUUAAACAAAAGUAUAAUCUUUAAUUCUAUCCGGAUUCUACUUUUGUCAAUGAUUUUGUCAGCAAGAAUUAAGCAUCAUCAUUAAAUUUGGAGGUAAAAUCGGUCCUUCCAAUCUGUACAGACCUUCUACAUCUGCAAUAUCUCCGAUGCUAUGAUUGUCUCUCCAUCGAGUGACCAAAACCUUGUUCACCUUUCUGGUUAUGUUAUUGGUAUGACUUCUGGAUUUUCAAAACUAACCCAGCGACAACCAGAAUAACUACUCAUCCAUGCACCUGUUUCAAAAAUGGCUGGUAAAAGUUAACCCUGGUUUAGAUGCUAAAUUUGUCCCUCAAAAUUUUCUCCCACUUGUUGCCAAGGCUAUGUCUGUACUUCAUGCUGGUCAAAAAAACAACCGAUUUAUCACACUGCUCGAUGCUUUGGAGAACAACACCAUGGAGAUGUUGGUCUGAUGCCAUUGGAUAGAAUGCCCUUUAUAGGAGUGAAGGCCCACUUGGCCUUUUUUUAACAGUAUUUUGUAAUGAUGUUACACAACUAAUUCAGAUAAAGUUUGAGAAAUGGUGGUUCUUUCAAUGUUAAGCCCCAGAGAGGGGGUGGGGUCGGCAUAUGUGUGGGGCAUUUGAUUUUUUGAGCAAAUUUUCAAUCAAAUGCCCCACUGUUAGGUAAUAGAUAUUGGUCAAACACCCCACCAUUUUGCAAUAAAUUGCAAUAAAUACUAUAUUAAUAAAAGUCAGUUUGGUUCAAAUUGCCCUAACUCAGGCCCAAAAUGCUAAUCAAAAUCCCCAGAGUGGGGAUGCAAUUGAUGAUCAAAUACCCCACAUAUGCCCACCCCCUCUGGGGCUUGACAUUGAUAGGUGCAAUUAUAUGCAGGUUUUUUUGUAUUCUCAUGUAAUGUACCACAAAGUAUCAGCAGCAUGUUAUUGUGGGACCUUUGAUCAAUAUGUAUAUAAAUAGACAUAUUUUUGUUUUAUUGUUGCAUUAAUUUUAAUGAAAAAUAAAAAUUACUCACAAAGUUGGUCAAGUGAAUGUACAAACUAUUUAUUUCUUCAUUUAGUACAGCACAUGUUACAAUUAUGUACUUGUCUUAAUUGCAUGAGUGUGCAUGACAGACUUUUUUAUUUUAAUUGUGCACACCCACUUAUGAUUAACCUAGUUUUUGUUUAUGAAAAUCUAAAAAGUUACCUAAUUGAAAUAAGAUCAUUUCUAUAACUUGCUAAACCUAGUCAGUUACAGUUAUAUCACAAACAUCUGUCAACGUACACUCGUGCUCUUCCUUACCACUUGAGUCUCCCACUCACAUCGCUUUAUGAAAAUUUUUUGAUAAAAUCCUAUUUUAAAAAAGUCAACCCUAUACUUGAUAUGCUGAACAUAGACCUCUAAGAUAUCUCCUGUGACAAUUAGUCGGUGCAAAUACUCGCAUAGUUGAGAAGCAAGAUAACCAAUGUGUGUCCAUCCAGUUCCAUAGUCUACAUCAAUUGCAAUUGCACUUGGGUCCAUUGGAUUCUCUGGCCGUAUUCUUACAUUCACUGGUUUAUCUUGUCCAUGAAGGACAAGGUAUGCUGUUGAUGUUGGUAAUUUUUCUCAUGAGCAGCACCGAUGCACUUGAAUGGUACAGUAUGGGUGAUUUCGUCCUCGUCACUUUCAUCCUCAUCACUUAACUGGUCACAACUUUCUGCCAUAUCACCUUCAUUACCAUAUCCAUGCUGACCAGGUUCAAGACCAGCCAACCACUCAAGUAGAUCUCUUUCUACAAAAUCAUAACCAGAAAAUUUUUAUUUUAUUAUUUUGUACAUAAACUGUAAUCUCUAAAAUUAGAAAUCUAAUGCAAAAGUGUGUCACUUUUUACAGUAAUAUUUAUAGAACAACACACAAAUAUGGCAAUAUUUUACAGAUGAAAAUUGAAAAAUAUCACUAUUGUAUGCACAUAUAUGUAAAAAUCUAUCUACAACUAGAUACAAACAGGCAUCAUACUUCAGCAAAAAUUUAUUAAACAAUUUGUUUAACUCAAAGCAUGUACAUAUGUAUCACAGUGACACAGUACACAGACACACACAAUAGAGUCAAACUAGAGCCAUUUAUAAACACAAAUAUUACGCCAUAUUAAUUUUGUACAGUGUAUUUAUAAAAUUACAGUACAAGGUUAAAAACAACAAAGCGGAUAAUAAUUUGACUAAAUAACAAGGUAACUGUAAUGCAUUGUAGUAUACCAACCUUCAAUAUUGCGCUUGUUUUCACGUUGAUGAUACACGGAGAUUUAACGUCAUCCAAGUUAGAAAGAAGAGCCUCGCUAUUGGGAAUAUAAACACAAUUCCUUCGCUCAGACGCAUUAUUUAUUAAGCUAAAAUGACAACAUGUCCCAUGCAAAUAUUCAAAAAAGGUAAACUUGGUAUAGUAAAACACAAGUCAUAAUGAUGAUCGCAACAAUACAGCAAUAACAUGCUGUUUCUUUUCACAAAAUAUCGCAGCCUGACACUCUUGUCGUUCGAAAGCUUCCAUAUUGGUUUAGUCAGAGAGAUGUUCACUCCUCGACAGUCAACAGUCAGUGAAGUCACGCGCGGAAUUAGGCGCUCAAUACCCAUGAUGCUUUGCGGCCUGCUGUCCAACCUCCUCUGGGUUUUUUUUGGUUUUUUAUCUCACCUUCUUCGUCUUGAACGAAUGUUUCGUCUUUACUCUAAGAUAUCUUUAUCCUAAACUUAAGACAUGUACUGUUUUUAUGUUUUGCUGUUUUGUUCAAUUUAAAUAGUAAAUAGUAAAAUGGGUAAUAAGGAUAUAAUAAUGUGUAUUUAGUGAUGAUAUUUUGAAACUGAUGAUUGAUGUCGUAACAUAGCCUAUAUAAUAUAUGUUUUUAAGCUCGUUCACCAUCGCCAAUCAAAACAGUUCGGAAUCUGGACACUACUUGCACAAGUGAUGGUAUGUUAUAAGAAAUAUCGUUGUGCAGUAUAGGAGAUAGAAUUUUGAAUAAACAGUUACGCUGUUUUUGUUUUAGAUGACUCCGAUUCGAAUGAUGAUUCUGACAGUCAGUCAUCAACCCCAUUACCUUUAAAUGAAGAUUGGGAUUCAGGUAUGCGGUUCACAACAAGUAAUGUUAACAGUUGCUGGUAAAAACAUUAUCUGUGCUCACGUGAAACCUUCAGGUUUGCGGAUUGAGAGCGAUUCAACUACAGUCGAACCUCUAUUAAGCGGCCUUCCAUUGAGCGGCCACUCUCUAUUAAACGGCCACAUAUCGAAGUCCCGAAAUUUUUGUAAUACAAAUACUAUAAACUAUCUCUCUAUUAAACGACGACCUCUAUUAAGCGGCCGCGGCCACCCAAAGAGCGGUCCCAAAUGAUGUUUUAUGUCAAUCUUAACCUCUAUUAAGCGGUCAGUCUGCAGGAUUUACUUGGCGCAACACCUUGUCAAGAGAGCCGCAAAUAAAAGUCGAGCUAAUUUGCUUUAUUUGUAAAAUAAUGCAUAAAAAUUAUGUUUUAACACAUGCCACUUUACAUCUCAAAAGCAUUGUCUGUAGUAUUCUGUGAUUUAUAAUUAAAAAUAGACAUUUGACUACGCCCAGGGUCUAUUAUUUGCGUAUACCUCUAUUUAGCGGCCACCUCUAUUAAGCGGCCACAAAGCCGAUCCCCGAGGGUGGCCGCUAAAUAGAGGUUCGACUGUACCUGAAAAAUACAAGCAAAACGUCACGUUUCGAGCGAACUUCGUCGGGAAGUUAGUAGCUGUACCUUCCCGAUGAAGGAUCUUCCCCCGAAACGUCGACGUUUUGCUUGUAUUUUUCAAGUAGUUGAACCCCUCUCAAUACGGCCUUUUGGUGUUAUUGUCACUACGCUGGCACAGACCGUUCAACGUUCAGGUUUGUCUAUCAUUUGACAGAUUGAAACGCCAAUGUUGAUUGGCUAAGCUUCUUUGUAAUUGAAAACUUUAGAUGCUCGUUACAAACAUGGUAGUAACAAGUGUCGCGUUAGCGUGUAGACGAUGUUUUCUAUGAGAAUAGAAAAUUAAGGUCUCUAUAAUUUGAAUGAACAGUCUGGAAUAACGGUCUGGAAAACAACACAAUCUGUUGCACUGCUGAGAAAUCAUGUACAAAGAAUGACCGUAUCUUGAUUCUUGAUAACCGAAACACUGUCCUUACCAUCUUUAGAUUAGAAAUGUCCGUACCAGAACUUCAGGUGACUUUCAGUGUGUCUAUAGUCUGAGUUAACGGCGCGAGUGUACUAAUUCCUCUGAGCUAUUGACACCUGGGUAUUUGAGAACAUAGCGAAGUGCAAAGCUGUCCUCCAUUAUGUGAUGGGCGGUUUUCGACGUUAUACGCAUGCGCGUGUGCAAGCUCGCGCUAAAUUAAUUUGCUUUUCAUUUUGCAACGAUGUAUAUUUGCAAUCCUACAAAGAAGUUAUGUAUUUUGCUGUUUUACAAUAUAUUUUUGCGAUGUAUUUCGCAUUUAACUGGAAACAAACCUGCAGUUUUCAUGAAUUAGUGGCUGUCAAUCGUGAAACAAAGUGUGAAAGGCAUAAACACGAAUUUUGUCGAAAGACGAACCAGAUGUUUUUAAUAAAUUUAAUCGUUGUCUUGGCUAUAUGCUUGGGUAAGUGCUAAUACUAAACAUUUCAGCGUUAAAAUUCCAUACGGUACUUGUGUUUUCGAGUACAUUCAUAUCUGCGAAAUUUUUAAGCCAUUCUUAAUUCAACAAAUAACAUGUUUUUAAUUUUUAUGCAUGUAAUCUGGUAUUUACAUGAAAUUGUGGUAAUUAUUAUUGUUCCUUUGGGACAAUUUUUAAUAGCCUAUAGCGCAUCGUGUUUUUUUAUGUGAGUUUGUACUGGUCUUUUACCUACAGUAAAUGUGGCUUGACCAAAGUAUAACUCAAAAAUUAGCUUUUGCCUAUGAAGCAAAUAUAUUUCGAGCAAACUACUGUCGGCAAAACGACUUUUUCAGUUUCCCCUGCAGCUUCACGGCUAUAAUAAAGCUUUCGAAACAUUUUAUCGUUUUAUUUUACAUUAAAUUUUAGGCUAUUGAAAGCCAUGCACAAAACAUAAAACUGUACAAUCCAGAUUUUGAAAAUCAAUGAUUCUUUGGUUAUGAAAAAUUAUCUCUUAUUAUUUUCCCAUGUUUUCACGUUACCAUGGCAACUACUAUUAUUUUAAACAUGGAAUACUUCAUGUAAAAUAUUUAUACUUCAUCUGUUAAGAAAGGCGAGGGGUUGCUGCACGCAUGUAUUUCUAGUAGUAGAUACAUAAUCCAGUAGUAGAUAAAUCGGCUGCAUGAGUGAAUAAGGGGAAAUCAUUUGAGAGUAUCUUCAGUUCCAUGAAGUGACAAUUUCUGCAUGCACUCCUCAAUCAUUUAAUCGUCUCUUUCGUAAAGGUGACAGCGAUGAUGAAGAGUCACAUAAUGAAAGCAAACAAGAAGAUAAAGACAGUGUAUUUGCACGUUUAGAAGAAUCAAGAAAAAUGUUGGAAGAUGAAUUGGGUUUCAGUCGCUUUAUGAAAGUUUAUAAAUAUAUUCAGGUAAUAAAAAAAUAGAGACUCAUUGUCAGACCAGCAGCAACAAUGUUCGGAUGAAGAUCUCAUCAUUUAGC
This is a messenger RNA of Paramuricea clavata, 19426 nucleotides long. Lineage: Eukaryota; Metazoa; Cnidaria; Anthozoa; Malacalcyonacea; Plexauridae. The record is from the annotation of a GenBank genome assembly.